GUCUAUGAAGUACAAUGACGUCACGUCUGCCUACAUCCGCUUCUUGCGCAAUCCCCGCGCCACUCGGAAUUCUUUGUACAGCAGCUGAGACGUGGUACGCAUGUUAUUACAUUAAAAGCCGGUAGAAAAUAAUUAGAUAAAGAACAUUAGACAGAGUAAAAAAGCAUCAAUCAUUCUUCAAACUUAGCCCACUAGCACUCCUAACGAUGCCUUCUGAACAAGCUAAGCGUCGUCAAGCCAAGAAGAAAUCAGCUGCAAAGCAGAAGGGUGGGGCACGCAAGGAGAGUAUUAUAUCAUUGAAUGGAGCCACCAAUGGUAAUGGUGAAGUAAAUGGAAUAACUAAAGAUUUGGGAGACUUGGAUAUAGACACCGGCAGAUCAUGCACAGGCGUAUUGGCUUCACAUGCAAGUGGGCGUGAUUUGAAAAUUAUCAACUUCUCCUUAACAUUUCAUGGGGUUGAGUUGUUUGGUGAUACUACAUUCGAGUUGAAUUGUGGUAGAAGGUACGGUCUUAUGGGGCCAAAUGGAUGUGGUAAAUCUACGUUCCUGAAUGUCAUAGGCAAACGUGAAGUUCCAAUCCCAGAUCACAUGGAUAUAUUCCACCUGACGUCGGAAAUUGAGGCAAGCGAGAAGACUGCAUUGGAUUGUGUGAAAGAAGUAGAUGAGGAAAGAAUAAAGCUGGAGAAAGAGGCGGAGGAAAUUGCACAUGAUGAUGGAGAUGAGGCACAAGAGCGUUUGUUGGAUAUAUAUGAUCGACUUGAGGAGCUUGAUGCAAGCAAGGCUGAGGUGCAAGCGGCACGCAUUCUGGAUGGUUUAGGAUUCACUGCCGGUAUGAUGAACACUAAAACCAAAGACUUCUCUGGAGGCUGGCGAAUGAGGAUAGCCUUGGCGAGGGCGCUGUUUAUACGACCGCAUAUACUUUUGCUUGAUGAACCUACAAACCAUCUAGAUUUAGAAGCCUGUGUCUGGCUAGAAGAAGAGCUUAAGUUAUAUAAACGUAUAUUGAUUUUAGUGUCUCAUUCACAAGAUUUUUUGAAUGGUGUAUGCACCAAUAUAAUUCACAUGCACCGUGGAAAAUUCCAGUACUAUAGUGGUAACUAUGACCAAUAUGUUCAAACUAAGAAUGAAUUGGAACAGAAUCAGAUGAAGCGUUAUAAUAGAGAACAAGAAGAAAUUGCUCAUAUGAAGGAUUAUAUAGCAAGGUUUGGUCAUGGUAGUGCUAAGCUAGCUAGACAAGCACAGUCCAAGGAGAAGACUCUAAGUAAAAUGGUUGCCGGUGGACUCACAGAAAAGGUGUACGCAGAUAAAUCUGUGAGCUUUUACUUCCCAGCAUGUGGAAAAAUCCCACCCCCAGUUAUAAUGGUAGAGAAUGUCAGUUUCAAGUAUGCUGAAGAUAAGCCUCAUAUAUACAAGAAUCUUGAAUUUGGUAUUGAUCUAGACAGUCGAAUAGCUUUAGUGGGGCCAAAUGGUGCAGGAAAGUCCACGCUGCUUAAAUUGAUAGUAGGAGACCUGUCUCCUACCAACGGACUUAUACGAAAGAAUUCUCAUAUUAGGUUCGGUAGAUAUCAUCAGCAUUUACAAGAAACUUUAGACAUGGAGAUGAGUGCUCUGGAUCAUAUGCUUAAAGAAUUCCCAGAUGAAAAAGACCGGGAACAGAUGCGGAAAAGUAUAGGAAGAUAUGGAUUAACUGGAAAACAACAGGUGUGUCCAAUGAAAAAUCUAUCAGAUGGUCAGAUAUGCAGAGUGAUCUUCGCAUGGCUAGCUUUCCAAGCGCCUCAUUUACUGCUACUCGACGAACCUACUAACCAUCUGGAUAUGGAGACUAUUGAUGCUCUAGCAGAGGCGAUCAAUGACUUCGAGGGCGGUCUUGUAUUAGUUAGCCAUGACUUCAGACUUAUAAAACAGGUUGCUGAAGAGAUUUGGGUAUGCGAAAAACAGACUGUAACCAAAUGGGACGGUGACAUCAUCAAGUUUAAACAGGAGCUCAAGUCAAGAGUAAUGAAGGCCAACGCCAAAGUCAAGGUUCUGAAGAAAUGAACGACCGGCAGCUGAAAAGAAUGGUGAAUAGAUGACCCACCAGGUGUUGAUGUGGACGUCAAUGGUCUAAGCGCAUGACUUACAAGGUCGCCAGAAGCACAAGCUUGAAUUUGAACCCUUUGGUCUUGUUUUUCAAUGUAUUGAGCAUUGUUUUGGUUAUGAUGAUCAUCAUAUUUAUAAACAUAUUUAUUAUUAUCUUGAUAUAAAUUUGUUCUCUGACAAGCUGUCAUAAUUUAAUAGAUUCGUAAAUAUUUCUUACUGCUUCUACUACUGUAUGGAUGCAAGUAUAAGCCUGUCCUCUUGAAGAUUAAAUUGCAUUAAGUUUAGUGGGUAUACUUUUACCCAGGCACCAGAAAAUGCAACCAGUAAUGCAGAUGGUAAUUUUGAGCUAGGCCUAGCAUUGCGUAGAGGCUGGAAAAUGCAAGCGCAGUAGCAUGGCUGCAGUCAAACUGGGCAGUCAAGUGCUGGGCUUGGCCUAGUUAUCAUCCUAGAAAAACGUUAUGAAAAUAAUCACAAAAUGCUAUAGAGCCUUACAUAUGGAUAAUUAUUCUUUAUGAUUUUCAUUUUGGCAGCUCCUUUUACUUGCAUCAUUAUGGUGAGGUUGAGGGUACAUGCAAUAUCCUGGUUACCUUGCAAAUGUGUCAAAUAUCUCGCACAAAUAUAAUAUAAAGCAUUCACGAUAUUAAUAGAAAAACUUGUAAAAAAUUGCUGUGUGUGAAGAUCCUUUUAACUGAAAACAAAUUGAAAGUAAUCCAGCCCUGAAUAAUGCAAUUGUCUGCUUUGGAGGGUAAUAAGCUUAGCCCAGGGGGCAGUGCCAAUGCCGUUGGUCAGCAUCUCUCCUAACAGGGUUUCCAGGCCUGUACUCAGUAAACUGUAUGCCUCUGAAGUCAGUUAUCCCAAGCUUAACAGCAUAUACAUCUAACCUACUUCUAAAUGCCUAGCCUGGUUUACAAACACGUCUCUUGGUUGUGUAUGACGAGGCUAGCUGCCUAGCUUAUGCCUUGGAUAUGUGUAGUUUGUUAACAUGGGUUCUGGCUUUUUGCUACCCAAAAUGUUCCUACCCCUAAGCCUGUUGCAGUAAUGAAAUAUGCAUCUUUGAUUACUUUGUCAGUACAGUACGUUGUUUACUGCUUUAUCACAUCUUUUGUAGCCAAAUUAUUUUUCUUAAACCUCACUAAAUGUUUAACAGUUUCACUUGCAUGCAUUAGGACAUUUUUACUAUAAACUAAUAAUUUUUUAAAAGUAUAUUAAUUUAUAGAUGCUUGUUAUACCACCCUUAAAAUUACCUUGGAGCACUAUAGUAGGUUGCUACUAAACAGGUUAUCCAUUAUAAACAAGAUAAAUUAACUUUUUAACUGAUAAAAAAUGGUAAUGAAAUGAAUUGUGUUAAUAGGAAAUACAAGUAAACGCUGCAGCUGUUAAUUUUUCACUAACAAUGUUCUGCUACGAUUUAAAAACUUAUUUAAUUUCAUCCAAUUUUUAUAUCACGCCUCAUCAGUGUUACAUUAAUUUUAUCAAUAUACUGCAGUAUAGACUGUAUGUUGAUAGAAGACAGAUAGUAAUGCUCUUUUCAUCUCUAUUCUAUUGUAGCAAAUUCAUUCCCUUCAGUGUACAUGGAGAUAUAUCAGACCAUUAUUCUAUGGUUAAACUUGAUGUGCUUAUUUCAAUACAUACCCCACAGCCAAGACAAUUGUAAUAAUAUAAAAGAAAAAGUAAUACAAAAUUAAGUGCAUGGUUGAGAAUGAAAUGCCUUAAAUUUUUGUAAUGAAUUAUUAGUGGCAAAAAGCAGGGUGGCAAAUGGCCUAUCACUUCCUCUCUAUCCCUCUGCAAUGGUAAUUGACCAGACCUACCAUAGACCGCUUAUGUUUUCUCCGAGUAAAAUAGUCAACUUUAUAUGUAAAAGUGUGUGUACUUAGGAUUAUGAAAAUACAGGUAUAUUAAAUAUUAUACAAUAGGCGCUCAAUA
This is a messenger RNA of Anneissia japonica, 4001 nucleotides long. Its product is annotated as ATP-binding cassette sub-family F member 2-like. The record is from RefSeq and is a predicted model, not a curated record. The coding region runs from base 207 to 2036 and encodes 609 amino acids. Lineage: Eukaryota; Metazoa; Echinodermata; Crinoidea; Comatulida; Comatulidae. Gene Ontology annotation, molecular function: ATP hydrolysis activity; ATP binding. The transcript has 13 exons.